Messenger RNA from Aspergillus calidoustus, 249 nucleotides. The record is from the annotation of a GenBank genome assembly. NCBI's taxonomy places the organism in Eukaryota, Fungi, Ascomycota, Eurotiomycetes, Eurotiales, Aspergillaceae.
AUGGCCCACAACGAGAACCCCGGAAACUUCGCCAACCGCCCCCACGAGGAGGUCCAGAAUAUCGCCCGCAAGGGAGGCCAGUCCAGCCACAGCGGUGGCUUUGCCAGCAUGGACCCUGAUAAGCAGCGCGAUAUCGCAUCCCAGGGUGGCCAGGCCUCUAGCGGCAGCUUCCAGCCCGGCGAUCCCCGCGCCAGAGAGGCCGGCCGCAAGGGUGGAAAGGCUACUGGAAACACUGAGCCUGAGGAAUAG